This is a messenger RNA of Xenia sp. Carnegie-2017, 1144 nucleotides long. Its product is annotated as galanin receptor type 1-like. The coding region runs from base 110 to 934 and encodes 274 amino acids. NCBI's taxonomy places the organism in Eukaryota, Metazoa, Cnidaria, Anthozoa, Malacalcyonacea, Xeniidae. Gene Ontology annotation, biological process: G protein-coupled receptor signaling pathway. Gene Ontology annotation, cellular component: membrane. Gene Ontology annotation, molecular function: G protein-coupled receptor activity. The record is from RefSeq and is a predicted model, not a curated record. The transcript is spliced from 3 exons.
CGUUCCGUAAAUAUGCUAAUCAAAAUUUUUUAAGUAUGCAUUCUAAAUAGCGCAAAGAUUCAAAGAUUAUUAACAAACACAUCAAAAUUUUCUUGCAGUAACGGGUUACAUGAUCGCUCAUCUAGCUAUCGCAGAUCUUAUGGUUGUGCUAUUUUGUCUUCCUGUCACAUUAAUAAGCAAUGAACUGCAAACUUGGCCAUUUGGAUCUGUCAUGUGUAAAAUACUACCUUUCGCUCAAGCUUUAUCUGUCAUGGGAUCAGUGGGAACACUGACUGUCAUCAGUAUUGAUCGUUAUCGCUGUAUAGUCAACACGCUGCCCGCAUCACGUUUAUCAAUGAGUUACAUACGAUAUGUUGUAUGUCUCAUAUGGAUGGUGGCAUUACUUCAUGCACUGCCGUUACUUGGAGUUAACAUGCUUCAACAAAGUUCUAAGGCUCUAUAUUGUGUUGAAAAAUGGCCGCAAUUACUUCACAGGACCAUAUACAAUACGAUGUCUUUUGCACUUACUUACGCAACACCGCUGACAAUCAUGAGCUUUUUGUACGUAAAGAUCGUUGGCACUCUAAAUAAACAUGUGAAAGAAGGAAACAAUCGAGAGGGAUUUACUAACCAGGAGAAGAAAGAUAAAGUUCUGCGCAUGUUGUUAGCGGUCAUCAUUGCAUAUGCCUCAUGCUUCCUUCCGUAUCACGUUGUUUUUCUGUGGGGAGAGUAUGGAGAGGGCAUGAAAAGCAGAUAUUAUCUUCUUCUUCACUCUUAUGCAACACUUCUUGUGUACAUCAACAGUGCCUUGAACCCUAUUCUCUAUGCAUUCAUGGGUGAACGUUUCAGAAAUGGCUUCAAGCAAUUGUUGUAUUGCAAGCGGUCAACAAAAAGGACUGGGACGAGAGAAAAUAAGCAUUCUGCGCCAUUGAGACAAUUAGAGACAACACUGUGACAUUUGUGGGCAUUUUCUGAGAAAACACAGUUGAAACAAAGUUGUUCAAUAGAAUUGAACUUUGUAUUCCAUUUAUAACAACAUUAUAAUCAGCACAUUUUUCUUCAAACAUUUGUAGUCAAAACAUGUAACAGCCAUGUAAAGAUAGAUAAUUUUGUCACUUAAGAAAACUUUACAUGUUUUUUCCUUUGAAUAAAUUCUUCACUAUAA